GAAAAUCAUCAACAACACAAAUAAACAACAAACUUAAUUUUGCGUGAUUCAGUGAAGCAAAUGCUGAACAUUUCAAUCUGUUUCUUGUAAUUUUAGCACAAAAGCAUCUCAACAAUGGCAUCCGCAUCGAGCAGCAGUGCAAAAAAUUUGUUCAGUGAUUCGAAGCGACGACUAGCAGAUCGUGUUGCCGUGAACGUGAACAACGCUUCGUCAGUGGCUCGUCAAAUAGUGCGUGGAUCCAAAUCGAAUGAAAUACUCAUGCAAGCCGCCAAAAACUUUGCCUACCACGAAAGCACGGUCGACAACAGCAUACAGAAUCUCAAGAAAAUGGAAAUUAUUUUCCAACAUCUCAACUACCAGUACGAAGCUAUCGAACAGGCGGCAGAAAAGUUGGAAUACGUUGAGGAACAAGUGAAAGCAAUGGAAAGGUGA
Messenger RNA from Anopheles moucheti, 432 nucleotides. It is a transcript of the gene BORCS7, whose product is annotated as BLOC-1-related complex subunit 7. The record is from RefSeq and is a predicted model, not a curated record. The coding region runs from base 115 to 432 and encodes 105 amino acids. Gene Ontology annotation, cellular component: BORC complex. The transcript has 2 exons. Lineage: Eukaryota; Metazoa; Arthropoda; Insecta; Diptera; Culicidae.